AUGCCCGUAACCACAGUCCCUCUCCCCGAACCCUUCGCCUCCAUCCCCCGCGAAACCCUCACAUUCGGCCCCUCACCCAUCCAACACCUCCCCAACAUCACAAAAGCGCUCGGCGGCAAAGUCCCCAUCUACGCCAAACGCGAAGACGUAAGCUCCGGCCUCGCUUUCGGCGGCAACAAGACCCGCAAACUCGAGUACCUGGCCUCCGACGCACUGGCCCAGGGCGCCGACACCCUGGUCUCAAUUGGCGGAUUCCAGUCAAACCACACGCGGCAGGUCGCUGCUGUUGCGCGGAAGCUCGGAUUAGAAGCCGCGCUGGUGCAAGAGAAAUGGGUUGACUGGGAGGAUAAGAACGGGGUUUACGACAAGGCGGGGAAUAUCCAGCUUUCGAGGCUGAUGGGCGCAGACACGAGGCUUGAUAUGAGCGGGUUUGGAAUCGAGCAUAAAUCCACGCUGAAGAAUCUGGAGGCCGAAAUCAAGAGCAAGGGCGGGAAGCCCUAUUACAUUCCGGCCGGGGCCUCGGAUCACCCGCUUGGUGGGCUUGGGUUCGCGCGCUGGGCGUUUGAGGUCGAGGAGCAGGAGAAGGAGCUGGGUGUUUUCUUUGAUACGGUUAUUGUGUGCGCUGUCACGGGGAGUACGAUGGCGGGUAUGAUUGCGGGCUUCAAGCUCGCGCAGAGGGUCAAUGGGUCGCCGCAGCGGAAGGUCAUUGGGAUUGAUGCCUCGGCCACGGUCCAGCAGACGUUCGACCAGAUCCUGCGGAUUGCGAAGUUCACGGGUGUGAAGAUCGGACUGUCAGAAGAUGAUAUCACCGCUGAAGAUGUUAUCCUCGAUGAUCGGUACCACGGCGGCGUGUAUGGGAUUCCCGAUCAGCAGACGAUUGACGCGAUUAAGUUUGGUGCUGAGACGGAGGCGUUUAUCACGGAUCCGGUUUACGAGGGAAAGUCUUUGGCUGGGUUGAUGGAUUUGGUCAGGAAGGGGGAGAUCAAGGAGGGGUCGAAUGUACUUUAUGCCCAUCUAGGGGGCCAGCUGGCGCUCAAUGCUUACACUGCUAUGUAA
Aspergillus mulundensis is the source of this 1056-nucleotide messenger RNA. Its product is annotated as putative 1-aminocyclopropane-1-carboxylate deaminase. Bases 1 to 1056 code for a protein of 351 amino acids. The record is from RefSeq and is a predicted model, not a curated record. NCBI's taxonomy places the organism in Eukaryota, Fungi, Ascomycota, Eurotiomycetes, Eurotiales, Aspergillaceae. Gene Ontology annotation, molecular function: pyridoxal phosphate binding; D-cysteine desulfhydrase activity; 1-aminocyclopropane-1-carboxylate deaminase activity. Gene Ontology annotation, biological process: amine catabolic process. The transcript has a single exon.